CCGUUAGCUUCCAGUUGUCAAAGGACUCGAGAGAGCGCUUACAGAGUACGCCCAGGAAUCCCGCCAGCGCUCCUCUAGCUCCAUCCAGCGCUCCUCCAGCUCCAUCCAGCGCUCCAUCAGCUCCAUCCCGCGCUCCUCCUGCGCCAUUCACUGUCUGAGAGCUCACGCCGCGCUCCCCGCCGCACAGAUGCUCGUCCGCGCCCUGCUGCUCUGCGCAGCCCUGGCUCUCCGCGCUGCAGCAAAUCCUUGCUGUUCCAACCCAUGCCAAAACCGAGGUGUCUGUAUGAGUGUUGGAUUUGACCAGUAUACGUGUGACUGUACUCGAACAGGAUUCUACGGGGAAAACUGCUCAACACCUGAAUUUAUGACAAGAAUAAAAUUACUCCUGAAACCCACUCCAAACACGGUGCACUACAUACUUACCCACUUCAAGGGAGUCUGGGACAUUAUCAAUAAUAUUCCCUUCCUGAGAAAUGCAAUUAUGAAAUAUGUGUUGACAUCCAGAUCAGAUUUGAUUGACAGCCCACCAACGUACAAUGCACACUAUGGCUAUAAAAGCUGGGAAGCCUUUUCGAAUCUCUCCUAUUAUACCAGAGCUCUUCCUCCUGUGGCUGAUGACUGCCCUACUCCCAUGGGUGUGAAAGGGAAGAAAGAGCUUCCUGAUUCAGACAUGAUCCUGGAUAAAUUUAUGAUAAGAAGAGAGUUCAUUCCUGAUCCCCAGGGCACAAAUUUGAUGUUUGCAUUCUUUGCCCAGCACUUCACCCAUCAGUUUUUCAAGACAGAUCAUAAGCGAGGACCAGCUUUCACUAAAGGACUGGGUCAUGGGGUGGAUUUAAAUCAUGUUUAUGGUGAAACUUUGGAUAGACAGCAUAAACUGCGCCUUUUCAAGGAUGGAAAACUGAAAUAUCAGGUAAUUGAUGGAGAGGUAUAUCCUCCCACAGUCAAAGAUACCCAGGCUGAGAUGAUCUACCCGCCUCAUGUCCCUGAACACCUGCGGUUUGCCGUGGGCCAGGAGGUGUUUGGUCUGGUGCCUGGUCUGAUGAUGUAUGCCACAAUUUGGCUGCGUGAACAUAACAGAGUGUGUGAUGUGCUUAAGCAGGAGCAUCCAGAAUGGGAUGACGAGCGGUUGUUCCAGACAAGCAGGCUAAUACUGAUAGGAGAAACUAUUAAGAUUGUGAUUGAAGACUAUGUACAACACUUGAGUGGCUAUCACUUCAAACUGAAGUUUGACCCAGAGCUGCUUUUCAACCAACAAUUCCAGUACCAAAACCGCAUCGCUGCUGAGUUUAACACUCUCUACCACUGGCAUCCCCUUCUGCCUGACACCUUUCACAUUGAUGACCAGGAGUACAGCUAUCAACAGUUUCUCUACAACAAUUCUUUAUUAAUGGAACAUGGGCUUACCCAGUUUGUCGAAUCAUUCAGCAAGCAAAAUGCCGGCAGGGUGGCUGGCGGUCGGAAUCUUCCCGUUGCAGUACGAAAAGUAGCCAAGGCCUCAAUUGAGCAGAGCAGACACAUGAGAUACCAGCCUCUGAACGAGUACCGCAAACGCUUUCGGAUGAAGCCCUAUGAAUCAUUUGAAGAACUUACAGGAGAGAAGGAAAUGGCUGCGGAGUUAGAAGCGCUCUAUGGUGACAUUGACGCCAUGGAGCUGUACCCUGCCCUUCUGGUAGAAGAGCCUCGCCCAGAUAGCAUCUUUGGUGAGACCAUGGUAGAACUUGGAGCCCCCUUUUCCUUGAAAGGACUGAUGGGCAAUCCUAUAUGUUCUCCUCACUACUGGAAGCCUAGCACUUUUGGCGGUGAAGUGGGUUUUAAAAUCAUCAACACUGCCUCCAUUCAGUCUCUCAUCUGCAAUAACGUGAAAGGCUGCCCCUCUACUUCGUUCAGUGUUGGGGACCCACAGCCCACCAAGACAGUCACCAUGAAUGCGACCCCCUCCCACUCUGGACUGGAGGAUAUCAAUCCUACCGUACUACUAAAAGGACGUUCAGCUGAACUGUAGAAGCUUAUUGAUCAUAUUUAUUUAUUUAUAUGAAUGAUUUCUUUUAAUUAUUUAAUAUUUAUAUUAAACUCCUUAUGUGACUUAAUUUCUGUUAAGGAAAAGGGGUUAUCCUUGUGAAUAUUUUUGUGUCAAUGAUUUCAAGAUGUCUUUUCUCCAAGUUAAAGGGAAAACCAGAUGUCAUUUGACAUCUUUUUACUUGAAUUUCAGUUUAGACUUACAGUAACAGCCACAGCAAAGACGUUUGAAUAUUUAAAUGCUGUUACAAGAUGGCAAAAUGCUGCACAUUUCUUUCUCCAUUCCGAUUCUUACAGUGUAUCUUCCACGAUACAUUGGAAGCAACUACCUGCACACUGGUCCUUUGAUUUUCUUCUAGCCAUUUUGCUAAGAGGAGCUCUUCUGAUCAGUUUACUUCUUCUAUUUUGUUUCUCUGGUUUCAAGAUCUGAGUUCAUCUUUCUUUGGACUCUACCUAUAUUUUCUUAUCUGAACUUCUGCAAGUUUUCAGGAAAACCUCAGCUCAGGACUACUAUUUAGCUCCUCUUAAGAAGAAUAAAAGAAAACAAAAGCUCUCAAAAAAAAAGGCCUUGAUAAAAAGGUGUGCUCACAUGCUAAGUGAAAGACAAAGAACUUUAUAUUUAAUUUUAACUAUUUUAACUAUGUGUAACUGAAGAAGCUACAAAGAGACUUAGAAAGAACUGUAAGGGGUUCUUGACAAGAAGAGCUUUAUAUUCCUACUCUAAGGAAUGUCCUUUUCCUUUAAAAACAAAAGCACACUAUUCCUGAAUAGUUCCCAGGAAGAUAAUGCUUCUUCUUAUCCACAUCUCAUUGUCAGCUGACAUUUUCUGGUACUGUACAUUACUUAAUUUAUUGAGGAUUAUUAUUUAUGUUUUGUUAGGACAUUAUUAUUAUAAACUGGGUUGAAGCCUCGCUAUCUCUUCUUUGGGAUUACCUCUUUGAAUUUUGAAAACUACAAGAGAAAUUAUUGGAUUAAGAUGUGAAUUAAUUUUCAGGAACCCAACUCUGGUACAUUGAGUUAUAAGGUUGGAAUUUAUGUCAUUAAGAUUCACCUAUACACCAGCCCACAGAACAUUGUGUGUGUGUCUCAUCAGCCUGGAAGUGCCAUAAAACUGACCUUUUAUAUGUUUUUUAAGGACCGGUGGAUGCUACAUUAAUUCAUUCCAUUAUAACUUAUUGAAGAGACAUUAGUCAAAGUACUGUAGAUCUUAAUAUUUUUAAUCAAGCACUGAUUAUGGAUAACAUUAGUAUUUAUGUAAUUAAUUAAGAGCAUGUCUCGUGGGUAGAGGGAAAUGAUGAAAUCUCAUUAAAGAGAAAUAACUCAGGGAAAUUUUCUUUAAGAUUUUAUGUUUAAAA
This is a messenger RNA of Myotis brandtii (Brandt's bat), 3371 nucleotides long. It is a transcript of the gene PTGS2, whose product is annotated as prostaglandin-endoperoxide synthase 2 (prostaglandin G/H synthase and cyclooxygenase). Bases 188 to 2002 code for a protein of 604 amino acids. Gene Ontology annotation, molecular function: oxidoreductase activity, acting on single donors with incorporation of molecular oxygen, incorporation of two atoms of oxygen; heme binding; prostaglandin-endoperoxide synthase activity. The transcript has 10 exons. Gene Ontology annotation, cellular component: cytoplasm; neuron projection. Gene Ontology annotation, biological process: cyclooxygenase pathway; response to oxidative stress. The record is from RefSeq and is a predicted model, not a curated record. NCBI's taxonomy places the organism in Eukaryota, Metazoa, Chordata, Mammalia, Chiroptera, Vespertilionidae.